ACAACUUGUAACAAAUGGAUGGGUAAUAGUAGUAAUACCCACAAUCUGUAACAAGUCCGCAACAGGGGCACCCUGUAUGAGGUUGCCCAUGGAAGACGGGGCAGGGCAAGAAUUGGUACCAUGACGUCAUAUCACGACACGUGUUUGGUUCUCAAGCCUCCGCACUCUCUCCCUCCCCAGUAUAAAUUGGAGUCCUGGGCUUUACCUCUUUCGGCAAUUUGAAAGCAUUUCUCUCAAUUUCUCAUACCAUCAAUCAUCAUCAAUUCUCUUAAUCUCUCUCUGUUUCUUAACUUUUAAUUAGUAAUAAGCUUUCUCUCUCUCUAGAAAAAUGUCUUGCUGCGGAGGAAACUGUGGGUGCGGAUCUGACUGCAAGUGCGGCAGCGGCUGUGGAGGAUGCAAGAUGUACCCUGACUCCGAGCAGACCACCACUCAGACCCUUAUUGUUGGUGUUGCACCCCACAAGACACACUUUGAGGAAUUUGAGAUGGGAGCCGAGAACGAUGGCUGCAAGUGCGGAGCCAAUUGCACCUGUGAUCCUUGCACCUGCAAAUGAGAGUCUCUCUCCAAGUACCAGACUUCAGCAGAGAUAAUCAUCGACGACGAUGAUCUAGUCGCAUAUAUGUCCUACAUAUGUGUUGUAGUUGUAUGUUUACGCUUCUUAGCAGUAUAUCUAUGAAGCUUUUAAUCACUGAGAAUAAAGUGGCCAUGGUUUCAUGGUCACUUGUUGUUUAGGUUCUUACUAUGUUCGAGUUUGAAUGACUACAUGAAAACUACUUAUUUA
Rhododendron vialii is the source of this 781-nucleotide messenger RNA. RefSeq names its product metallothionein-like protein 2. The record is from RefSeq and is a predicted model, not a curated record. NCBI's taxonomy places the organism in Eukaryota, Viridiplantae, Streptophyta, Magnoliopsida, Ericales, Ericaceae. The coding region runs from base 329 to 553 and encodes 74 amino acids. The transcript has 3 exons. Gene Ontology annotation, molecular function: metal ion binding.